AUGUCGAACUCCAAAAAACUCGUACAUUACAACGACCCUGGUGUCGAGCCUCCAAUACCCAAUGAAGAGGAACUCAUCAAUGAUAUCAUAUCUCUCAUACAUCGCGUCCAAUCGCACAACUUCUCCAUGCACAGACUUGGAUUCCGGGGAACGCACGUCAAAACCCAGGGCGUGGUCAAGGGGAAGCUCACAAUCCUCCCCGAUCUUCCAGACGAACUCGCCCAACGACUAUACGCCAAUGAGCCGAGUUUCCUGCAGGACGACCGGGCGCCAGGGCCCCGAGGCUGUGGACUGAAGAUCUUCGGAGUCACAGGAGACUUUCUCGAUCCUAUGGGCGAGAAGACCCAUACGCAAGACAUGACCUUCAACAACGCGCCAAUCCUGGAGUUAACGGACCUACCUACUACUGUUAAAAUAUUCCAGAUCCGAGAGAGGAACUUCAGGACACCAGAGAAGAUUCCCGAAGAAGUCAAGAAGCGAGAUGAUGCUGAACUGCAGAUGGCCCCGACGCAACUGCCAAAUCACCACUUCUUGGGUUACACCAUGUACUCCCAAAGCGCUUAUCGAUGGGGUCCGUAUGUCGCGAAGUAUGCAUUGUUUCCGACGGGGAAAUUGCAGGAAGAACUCUCGAAAAGAAAUCAAUUAAGCGACCAGUCCGAUCCAGAGCAGCAUUCAACGUGGUUGAGAGAGUAUUUCCAACGGUAUGAUGCGACUUAUGACCUGCGGGUCCAGCUCUGCGAAGACCUGAAGGAGCAAAAUGUGGAGAAGUGCUCGGAGGAAUGGGACGAAGAGAAAUUUCCAUUCAAGACUGUUGCAAAGCUGGUAUUCCCGCGCGGCCAGGACAGCUUCCAUAGCGCCAGGCGGACUUUUUGGGAGGACAAGAUGAAAUUGAAUGUCUGGUAUGGUCGCAGGGACCAUCAGCCCCUGGGGAGCGCGAACAGGCUUCGGAAGCGGCUGUACCAGGAGAGCCAGAAGUCCAGGAGUGAGCUGAAUAACUCGGAGACAGUGUACGUCGACUCCAUCGACCAGAUUCCGUGA
Exophiala xenobiotica is the source of this 1038-nucleotide messenger RNA. RefSeq lists its product as uncharacterized. Gene Ontology annotation, molecular function: heme binding. NCBI's taxonomy places the organism in Eukaryota, Fungi, Ascomycota, Eurotiomycetes, Chaetothyriales, Herpotrichiellaceae. The coding region runs from base 1 to 1038 and encodes 345 amino acids. The transcript has 2 exons. The record is from RefSeq and is a predicted model, not a curated record.